AUCCCAGCGCUCACCAACCCCUAAUAAUCAUACAAUUUUACUCAACAUGUUGUAACAGUCGGUGUGACUGUGAUGUGUACGAUCGUGUGAGACUGAGAGACACGGAAGGGCUAUGAACGCCAACGCUGGAACCGGAGUUUUUGUGCUUUCCCUGCUGUCGAUACCCAUCUCAUAUUUAUUUAACCUUUUAAUUUACACUAACAGCAUCGGAGCAGUUAUUGUUUCGGGGACAUUAAUGGUGCUCUUUAUAAUGACAUUUGCUCGCAUUUCGCUGAAGAAGAAUCCACCGAAGGAUCCUCUUUUUUACGUUUUUGCCGUAUACGCCUUCUUCAGCGUUGUGAACCUUAUUAUAGGACUUGAGCAGGACAGUAUUAUAGACGGAUUCAUGACCUUCUACCUAAAACAGGCAGAUCCAUACAUUAACACGGCUCACGGGCAUGUGCUGUCCUACUGGGAUGGCUGUGUGCACUAUCUGAUGUAUCUGCUGGUGGUGGCGGCGAUAAGCUGGGGGGAGAGUUACAGAAACAUCGGGCUGUACUGGGUGGGAUCCAUCCUUAUGCAUGUGAUCGUCUACAUUCCUGGAAGUGUUGUAGGAAAAUAUGGGGCACAGCUGAGCUGCACAUUCACCAUUCACCUGCUGUACAUCAUGGUGUCUGUGUGGGCCUGCUUUCGCGUGUUCGGCCAGCCAGCCACACAAGAGGUGUCGCCUGUGAGUAUCCAGGAAGCUCACAGGAAGAGCCUGUUUCAGAGACCCCUGGAUUUACUGUUUGCACUCUACCUCAUCCCGGCUUUCGCUUUCUGCGUCGCUCUGGACUGUCCCGGCCAGUGGUGUCGGGAGUACUUGCAGCACCAUGAGCCUUACCUGAAAGAUCCUUCCGCCUACCCCAGAAUCCAGAUGCUGGUAAACAUGCUGUAUUCCGUCCCAUAUUACACCAUGACCCUGUAUGGGCUGCUGGUCCCUGGCUGCCAAUGGAUGCCUGACCUGACUCUGGUGCACUCCGGAGCAGUGGCACAGGCCCAGUUCUCUCACAUGGCCGCCUCCCUCCACACGAGGACCCCGUUCACGUACAGAGUUCCCGAUGACAGCAGAACGCUCUUCCUCAUGGUCAACGCCCUGUACGGUCUCGUGCCCCAGGUCUUCAGCUACCACUGCAUUAACAGCCCCUCUUUUUUCCUGAAAACCCAGCAGAACAAAAAAGAUUGAGUCAGGCAGCGUGGUGGACACCUCACACCUGUAGCUAAGGCUUCGGAUUGGCUGCUGAAUCAGGUCCUUCCCAGUACUCCUGUGAACAUUCCUGUGCAUUUAAAGGCGGCUUGCUGUCUUACUUUGUGUUUUUUUGUAAAUGCGUUUUUAUAUUUUAUAUUCUGGCUGUAUGCUGACGUUUGAUUAGAAUGUAAGCGAUUAAUAUUGUUCAAAAUGUUUGUGUUGGUUUGAAAUCUGUAUCUACGGAUGAUUCAGGUAUUUAAAGAGGAAUAUGUACCUCAGAUUGCAGUACAUUAAUUAUGAUGCUGUUAAAAUGGUACCAAAAUUCAAAGUAGGUCCACCGAAAAACUUCAGGGACCUGAGCUGAGACAUUUGUUGUUUUGUGUUAAAAGUUUAUGUUAAAAUUUUCAAAUGGGUUUGUGGUAUCAGGAAGACUUUAUACAGCAUAAGCAAGAAUAUUAUUUUGUGUCACUAUUUUUCAACAUUCAUAUUUAUUACAAAUAUCCAUCAUCCAGCAAAAUUAUUAAAAAUGCUACAUUGUAACAUUUUAGUUACAAGCAUAGAACUAUAACAUGAAAGCAACCUUCAGUUAGGUUAUUUUUUUUUAAAUAUAUUUUCAUUUUUAAUAAUCAAAAAAAUAUUCAUUUACACAAAUGGAACCUUGUUUUGCAUAGUUUUGGUAGAAUGAGAUUAUGUUGAGAUAAGUGAGGUUUGUAGAAGUUGCAUCUCUGGGAAGCUUAACUUCGAUAAUUGAGAUUGGGACGUUAUUGUUUUAGAAACCCCCAAAAAUAAAGUUAAUACAGUGCCUUUGAGAUUUUCCUAUUUUAACACAUUUUUUCCACUGUCUGGGAAACAAAAUAUUUAAAAAAACAUGACAUGGAACUGAAACCACAUAAUAAAACAAACAUAUGGUGUAACUGA
Paramormyrops kingsleyae is the source of this 2125-nucleotide messenger RNA. The record is from RefSeq and is a predicted model, not a curated record. Lineage: Eukaryota; Metazoa; Chordata; Actinopteri; Osteoglossiformes; Mormyridae.